GUCCAUCUCGGAUCCCCUUCGAUCGUACUUAUUGCAAUGGUCAUCACCACGCUACUCGGAGAUCUGCGAUUACUUGGUAUGACUGCGGUCCGAAAUGACGUUAAACUAUAUUUGUGCUGGGGUCAUUUGUUCUGGGGACGAUCCCAGAACAACUCUGGACCAUCUUUUCCCUGCCGUAGCCACAAGCAUAAAGACAGUAAAGAUAUCAACAAAGCAUGGUUUCUGUGGUGUCUGCUCUAAAGAUGAGCUGCAACGUCAAGAUGAUUCGUGACAAGACCGUCGGUCGAGUCUCGCCGGAAUGGAACGAACUAGCCGCCACUUUAAUUUCCAACAAUCAGAUAGGCCUUUACCCUUUACAUCUCCAAAGCGGCGCAAACUUAGCCAGACAACUCCCGCCCAGGCGCAGAUGGCAAAGGGUGAAGGCAACGAAGUUUUGCCGAGGACAAGUCCGAACAUUUUGCACUGAGCCUCGCCUUCGAUUGAGGACUCCAAAAAAGCAAUUAGCACGGUCAAUGCCACACCAACUACGCCCAGAAAAUUUCGUUAGAAAACUCAGCGUCGUUCGCAAGGGACUUGGAGGGAGAAGAAUUGUUUCUGAAUCAAUUUUCAUGAUUGUCUCAAAAGUCCACCCAAGAAGCCAGCAAAGCAUCAAAGAGGCAGUCGACGCCAAUCAAGAUAACUCGCCGUAUCAGCUCAUUCUAGUCCAAAGAAGCGCCUACAGCGCUGGAUACCAACACCAGCAACAAGCAUCUGCUGGCCAGACCACCAAUGAUGGCCUCAAUAACCAAGCACCUUAGGCUUAAUCAACCAUUCCUUCCCGUGGGUUUUCAAGGGACGUCGAGAGCGCACCGCACCCAACAGAUACUUCAAGUUCUGUCAAUCGUUUAAUCUCAGUCUUGAACAGACUACGUCGCGCGUAAUCUUUCUCAGUGGCUCGUCCGUCUCUCGCUGAUACUCAUCAGUAUCCUGCACAGCAGUGAAAACCAAGAUGAUCUGAUCGAGUUUUGAGAAACCCAUCCUUCUCGCUCUCAAAAGCAGAUUGUCACAGAGUGUUUGGAGAGAAACCAGAUUUUAUCUUUUGCGGCCUCUGCCCUCAGUAGAGGUUUACUGAACGCUGCGAACAAAAAUCUGGUCUGUGUGCUCUUUCCAGCAAGUGGGCCAAGAUCAU
Messenger RNA from Botrytis sinoallii, 1168 nucleotides. RefSeq lists its product as uncharacterized. The coding region runs from base 216 to 797 and encodes 193 amino acids. The transcript has 4 exons. The record is from RefSeq and is a predicted model, not a curated record. NCBI's taxonomy places the organism in Eukaryota, Fungi, Ascomycota, Leotiomycetes, Helotiales, Sclerotiniaceae.